Daldinia caldariorum is the source of this 692-nucleotide messenger RNA. RefSeq lists its product as uncharacterized. Lineage: Eukaryota; Fungi; Ascomycota; Sordariomycetes; Xylariales; Hypoxylaceae. The record is from RefSeq and is a predicted model, not a curated record. The transcript has 2 exons. The coding region runs from base 142 to 579 and encodes 145 amino acids.
CCCCAAACAAACACGACGUUGCAGCUACCGUACGGAUAGCAACGCAAUAAUAAAUAGUAACGCUGCUCCGGGAACUUCUCCCCAAUACUUGGAACGGCUCCAACCGAUCGGGAUAAGCGGCACCACCGCCACCAUCAACCAAUGCCAAUACCAAUGCCAACGUCGAUAUCAACCUACGUCAAAUGGUUGAAUAACUGCAGCCCGAGAUGCAAACGCUUUCUUUCCUUUUUUUUCUUCUUUUUCUUUUCUUUGCAUAUAGGCGUGUCGGUACCCGCGCCACGGGCCGCUCAAACAACAUUUCGGUUAGCGGAACUGGUCACCGCUCGAAUUUCCAACUGUAGCCCUAAGGUUUGUCUUCGGUGCCGAAGAGAAUCGUUUAUACAUAUACUUUUGCUUGCAUUGCAUACCCUAGGUACCUACCUAGGUAAAUACCUAGACAUAUACACUACGCGCGAUGUUCUGCGGUAUUACAGACCUUCGCCACGGCAAACCCCUGUCGGUUCAUUGUUUCUUAUGGCGCCGAAUAACCGGUCACCCCUAAGCGGCCAAGUCUUACACGUGGAACAUAGCAGUAUUUGAAGCAUACAAUAUGGCAAUGUUACCCGAAUGAGAGCGGGUAUUGUCACAACAUUACCUACGUUAUUGCAAGACAGACAACCCCACUAGUUUUGCCGAGUUCUUUUUGAAUACGA